Messenger RNA from Diorhabda carinulata, 2190 nucleotides. Its product is annotated as coiled-coil domain-containing protein 96-like. The record is from RefSeq and is a predicted model, not a curated record. The transcript is spliced from 7 exons. Lineage: Eukaryota; Metazoa; Arthropoda; Insecta; Coleoptera; Chrysomelidae. Gene Ontology annotation, cellular component: ciliary basal body; axoneme. Gene Ontology annotation, biological process: cilium assembly. The coding region runs from base 65 to 2128 and encodes 687 amino acids.
UUAUAAAGACACAUAAUUUUUGUUCGCAUUUAUUUUUUGUCUAAUGUGUUUCUUCAUCUAAAUCAUGACCGAAGAUACCGUUGAUACCAUCGACCCAAACGAAUCGAAUGAAGAUUCUGCAGAUGAUGAUAAAGAUAAGAACAUAGAUGAGUUACCCGAAGCUGAAGAGAUACAACCAUCGAUAGAAGACAAACCGAUUCCUGGUGAAGAUACUGCAGGUGAUGAACAGAAACCGGUAGAUCAGUUACCCGAAGCUGAAGAGAUACAACCAUCGGUAGAAGACAAAUUGGAACCGAUUCCUCGGGAAGAUACUGCAGAUGAAGAUCAGAAACCGGUAGAUCAGUUACCCGAAGCUGAAGAGAUACGACGAUCAGCAAAAAUUCAACUGGAACCAGUAGAUGUUACAGAUGAAAAGCACGAAUUGAUUGAGAGUACAAUUGAACCUGUAGAAGCUGCGGUAGUCAAAGAAACGUUUCAAGAAGACAAAACGGUACAAGCUAAUUUUGGAACUGCUAUAUCGAACGCUUUUCUCGAUACAAUGUCAUACCAAGAGAUACAUAAAAAGGUUAUUUUCGCAGAAGGUAGUGAUAAGGACUUAUUCCAAGAUACUGAUGUGAAAUCUAAAGUACCUGAUAUAAAUUUUCCCGAGCGUUACUCAAUUGAAAUCGACGAUAAUGUUUCAGAAGAUAAUCGCCGCAUGAGUGUAGUUAGUGAAAGUGAUAAGAAGAAAAGAAAAAGAAGAAAAUCGAAAUCAAGCACAAAGUCGAUCGUAUCUUAUACGUUAGGAUACAAUUUCAGUGAGAGAUUCAAUGGUCCUAGAGUUACCGAGGGAGUAAAUAUAUCAGAUUCUAAUCCUUGGGACACGCCUACCGUAAUAGAAAAUUUAGAAGCCUCAUCAGCGGAACAAGAAGAAGAGGAGGAAGAAGAAGAAGAAAGUACACUUACCUCAAUAUCAACUGCUUUAGCAUCUAGAUCCUUUUAUUACGAAAAACUUAGACUAGUUUCAAACGAAUUGAAAUAUAGCAGAAUAUUUAAUCAAAUUUUACAAAAAAAAUUAGCUGUUUACUAUAGACAGAAAAAUAUGCUCCACGCAUUCAAAGAAGAUGAAACCGGAAUUGGAAUUGUCAAUAAAUAUCACAUACUGUUGAACAAAUUCGAAGAAGUUUGUAUACACGAUAGAAAAGAAAGAGACAAAAUGUCCCGUCAAUUUACCAUGAUACGCAAUAAAAAGGAAGCAACUAAAAUUAAAUUAGACCAGAUAUUUAAGGACUUUCAGGAUAGGGAGAGGGAAAUCGGGAUUGGUUUGAUUCAUACGAAAACUGGAAACGAAAUACCUGAAAAGUACGUGGAACAUCUUCUCAACCGACAGAAGUUUGCGGCGAAAAAUAUCAGCGAGAUGCGAUUGACUUGGUUGCAGUUGAAGAAUAUGGUAGAAGAAAAAGAAGAAGCCAUAGCGGAUAUCGAUAAAAUCGAUGACAAUCAUACUCUAACCGGUUACGAGAAGUUGAAAGCAGAUUAUUUCAUGCUUUUCGAUAAACUAGAAGAAAGAUUAGGGGAAUUAACGAAAGUCAGAUUUACGAUUCAAAAUACUAUACAGAUGUUGGCGCAUUUUAGAGAGAAAAUAUCUGCGUUGAAUGACGAUAUUAAUGAACUGGGAGAAGAAGAUCAAGAGCUGAAUAGAACUUAUAAUUUAUAUAGAAUGAAGGUAGCGAAUUUGAAGAUGGAAAGAGACUCGUUACGUCGAUCAAUUGUGAAAAUUAAAGAAGAAUCGGGUCUGUUGAUUCACAAUAAUUUAUUGCGGGACAUGGAGAAUUGUAUAGAAGAAGUUAAGCAGUUGAAAAUACAAAUGAAUACAUUAAAGAACGAUUGUAUCACUAAAGCCAAACAGGUGAAAAAUUUAAGGAGUAAAAUUUUGGAGCGAAAUAACUACGGUUUCGAAACAAAACACGUAUGUGGAAAAGAUAGUGUUAAAUGUCGAAAAAAACGGAGUGUGACGAAUUUCCAAAAAACACUCAGUACGUAUAAUACAAAAAUACCUACCGAGGCCUUUGAUUAUAUAAAACAAGAUUUUCAACUCAAAGGUGUUAGGAUAAAGUUUGACGAAGCGCGCGUGUCUUCGGAAAAGUGACAAAAAUAUAAAAGUAAAUUAUAUUUUGUAAGUUUUUUUUUAAUAAAUCGUAUUAAAAACCA